Phymastichus coffea is the source of this 3865-nucleotide messenger RNA. It is a transcript of the gene SA1, whose product is annotated as cohesin subunit SA-2. Gene Ontology annotation, molecular function: chromatin binding. The record is from RefSeq and is a predicted model, not a curated record. Gene Ontology annotation, biological process: sister chromatid cohesion. The transcript has 3 exons. Bases 244 to 3621 code for a protein of 1125 amino acids. Gene Ontology annotation, cellular component: cohesin complex; chromatin; nucleus. Lineage: Eukaryota; Metazoa; Arthropoda; Insecta; Hymenoptera; Eulophidae.
UAACAAUACAGUCUGAAGAGAAUUUGAUAAUCAACUUCCGAAAAAAUCUUUACCCGCCAAAACUGAGAGAUUACAUACACAAGCGCAAUAUAUACGUUGAUGUAUGUGCCAUCUUGAAAAUAUCGACAGCAAAAGUUAGUAAACAGUCCAAAGGGUCAAUGAUAAAGUAAACAUUCUUCCAAUUUUAAUGUAUUUGUAAGAAGGUGUUUUCAUUUGAGUUAGCGCAAAAACUAGAAAAUAAAAAUGCAUCGCCGGGGUGGAAAGCGAAUUCGGAUGGAUGAUCCAGUCCCUCCAGAGUAUGAAACAGCUAUGAUUACCACUGAUGCCUACGGUGGUGAUAAUGCUUACGGAUCUCAAGCAUCAGCGCACGACUUUCAAGAUAAUGACCCAACACUUUCUGCUCUGGGAAAUAUGAGAAUAACCAGAAACACUCGAGCCAGACUGAGAGGAGGACCUAUUCAGCAGCCAAAAUACAAAGAGAUUGAUGAGGAUUUUAUUCCAACUACACCAAGUACUAGUAAACCUCGUGGAGGAGGAAGAGGACGUAAUAAAAGAGCACAGCAGACUUAUCAUCUAGAAGAUGAGACAAGUUUGUACUAUGCUGUUUUCAACAACAAAUCAACUCUCACAGGCAUUGUUGAUGAGUGGAUUGAAAAGUAUAAAGUUAAUAAAGAAAAUGCCUUGCUCAUGUUGAUGCAAUUUUUCAUCAGUGCUAGUGGUUGUAAGGGCUUGAUUACUCCAGAAAUGCAAACUUUAGAACAUGUCCAUAUCAUUAGAAAAAUGACUGAGGAAUUCGAUGAAGAAAGUGGUGAAUAUCCUCUUAUAAUGACAGGUCAACAGUAUAAAAAAUUCAGAUCAAAUUUCUGUGAUUUUGUGCAAAUUUUGGUGCGCCAAUGUCAGUAUUCCAUUAUCUACGAUCAAUUCCUCAUGGACAAUAUUAUUUCAUUACUUACUGGAUUGUCCGAUUCACAAGUUAGAGCUUUUAGACAUACUGCAACUUUGGCAGCUAUGAAGUUAAUGACUGCUUUAGUAGAUGUAGCCCUGACUGUUUCCAUAAAUUUGGAUAACACACAGAGGCAGUAUGAAGCUGAGCGUCAGAAGGCUAGAGAAAAGAGAGCAGCUGACAGAUUAGAGUCAUUGAUGGCAAAGCGAAAAGAAUUGGAAGAGAAUAUGGAUGAAAUUAAAAACAUGCUGACGUAUAUGUUCAAAUCUGUUUUUGUACACAGAUACAGGGAUACCCUUCCAGAAAUACGUGCAAUUUGUAUGGCAGAAAUUGGAGUUUGGAUGAAAAAAUUUCAUCAGAAUUUCCUUGAUGACUCUUAUCUAAAGUAUAUUGGUUGGACAUUACAUGACAAGGUAGGAGAAGUUCGAUUGAAGUGUUUGCAAGCAUUACAGCCAUUGUAUGCCUCAGAGGAAUUGAAAACCAAGUUGGAAUUAUUCACUAGUAAAUUUAAAGAUCGCAUCGUUGCUAUGACACUGGACAAAGAGUAUGACGUUGCAGUACAAGCUGUCAAAUUAGUUAUCUCCAUUUAUAAGCAUCAUCGUGAAAUUUUGAGUGAUAAAGAUUGUGAACACGUUUAUGAACUAGUUUAUUCUUCACAUAGAGCUGUUGCCCAAGCAGCUGGAGAAUUCGUGAAUGAACGAUUCUUUACUUCCAAUGAAGAAAUUGAAGUGAAGACUAAACGUGGUAAAAAGCGUCUACCAAACACACCAUUUAUCAGAGAUUUAGUCCUGUUCUUUAUUGAAUCAGAGCUUCAUGAACAUGGAGCUUAUUUGGUUGAUUCUUUGAUAGAAGCUAACCAGAUGAUGAAGGAUUGGGAGUGUAUGACUGACUUAUUAUUGGAGGAACCUGGACCAAAUGAAGAAGCUCUAGAUAAUCAGCAAGAAACAUCUCUAAUUGAAAUUAUGGUUUGCUGCAUCAAACAAGCAGCAACAGGUGAGGCACCAGUUGGUAGAGGUCCUACCAGGAAAAUUCUUUCAGCUAAAGAAGUGAAACAAGUGCAAGAAGACAAGCAAAAAUUGACUGAGCACUUCAUUCAAGUGUUGCCUCAUUUAUUAGAUAAAUAUCGUGCAGAUCCAGAAAAACUGGCCAACCUUCUAUCUAUACCUCAGUAUUUUGAAUUGGAUAUUUACACCAAGACCAGGCAAGAGCAAAAUUUAGAUUUUUUACUGCGCAAAAUUCACGAUAUUGUUGAUAGGUCACUCAAUACAGAAGUACUGGAUACAGCAGCUAAAACUCUAGAGUACAUGUGCGUUCCUGGAUCCGCUAUUUUCACAAAAUGCGAUGUAGCAAGAUCAACAUUGAUAGAUGCCAUUGUCAUUAAGUACAGAAAUGCCAUCAAUGAGUUUAGAAAUGCCAUUGACGGAAAUUAUCAGCCAAGCGAGGAUGAAAUUUUUGCUGUUCAAGAAUCAUUGAAAAAGGUUGCUAUUUUCUAUAGUUGCCACGAUAUGAAUAACAGUGAUAUUUGGGAUUCAUUAUUCAAAGAUAUCAAGGAAUCAAGAUACAGAUUACCAGAUGAGGCUGUAAAGUACUGCAUCAGUGCUUGUUUGUUUUCUAUAAUUUGGUCACAGAAUGAUUUAAUAAAUUCUGCAGAUUAUGAUAAUCGAGCUGAAGAAAAAUGUCAAAGACUGAAGCACAGACUACAUGAGUUUAUGAAAUGUAUGAGUUAUUUCAUCAAUGCAGACGAAGUUGACAUUCCAACUAUAAUAAGAGAAGAAGCUUACAAUACUAUUUGUGAUUUACUUGUAAUAUUUUGCAAUCAGUUAACCACUCAAAAAAAUCCUCUGCUCCAUCAGCUUAUUUAUGACCCAAAUCAAAAUAUGCAGGAUAUGCUAAACAGAUUCAUUCAGCAAUAUGUUUUUUCUGAAGUGGAAGAAGAAGAACAUGAUGAGCAUUCGAAGAUUGAAGAACUUCAUAAAAAGAGAAAUUUCCUUGCUGCUUAUUGCAAAUUGAUAGUCUACAAUAUGAUUCCAACUAAGGCUGCGGCUGAUGUCUUCAAACAUCACGUCAAAUAUUACAAUGAUUACGGUGAUAUUAUCAAAACCACAAUAGGUAAAGCUCGGGAUAUCAAUAAAACCAAUUGUGCUCUAACAAUGCAACACAGCUUAAACAUUCUGUACAACGAGAUUGCUGAAAAAGAAGGCAAAGUCAAUAGAAACAGUGAAGAGUUUACUUCGGUGAAAGAACUUGCCAAACGUUUUGCUCUUUCUUUUGGGCUUGAUGCAGUGAAAAAUCGCGAAGCAAUAACAGCUUUGCAUAGGCAAGGAAUUUUAUUUGCAGUCUCUUGCCCAGAUGACAUUGAACCGGAUCCCACUGGACCCCCACCAAAUCUCUCUUACUUGGAAAUUUUAAGCGAAUUUACCAAUAAACUUCUGAAACAAGACAAGAGAGUAGUAUUAAAUUUCCUUGAUAAGCACCUUCAAGCAGGUAUGCCGUCUUCUAGGGGAGAAGACUGGCAACCAUUACUUUUAUACAGAAAUAGUCUUCUCCACGGUGAUACUGACACAGUACCAAUAACAAGCAAGCGAGCUUACACCAGACGUAGGAAAGAUCAAAUUGCUGAAGAAGAGGAGGCUGAUGAAGGUGAUGAAGGCUCUGACCACGAUUUUAUUGGAUAUUAAAUGAGAUGUUGAUAAGAAAAAUAGACAAUUAUUAAGUGGAACUGUGUGUAUAAGCGUUUCAUCUAGAUUAUUUAUUUAAAGAAGUUUUUUUAUUAUUUUGAUUUAAUAUAUGUACCACUGAAGAUUCUAUCAUUAUCAAUAUUACAUUACUUCAUAUAUUAGCAAAACUUAUUUUGCAUUUCACUGACUUUUUCUUAUGGAAUAUUGUAAAUAAAAUUGUAAUCAAUCUCGUAUUAAAGGUGAU